ACUGGCAAGGAAAACCGGGGGAGGAGAGACGUGGUCCACCUGACCGCAUGGCUGGCGCCAACGCAGAAGGUUGGUUAUAUUUCUCGCGGUGGUCGAGGCGGUCAGCAGCACCCGCUCCCAUCCCAUCGCAUUGCCCUGCGGCCUCCGUCCGCCUCGAGACUCUUCUCGUCUCAACCAAGGCAGCGGCAAACCAACCAAGAAGAACCAACCUCCCCGUUGCUUCAGUCCUAUUCCGAGCGAGGCGGAGUUAGGUGUGUGUAUAUUUAGCGCAGAGAGAGAGAGAGAGGAAAGUUCGAUUGAUUCACUCGUGUUUGGAUCGGUCUCGGAGGGAGGACGAAGAAGAACAAGAGGCCUCUGCUUUUUUGAUACAGAAGAGGAUGCCGACGGGAACGAUGAAGAGGCUGUUCGUUGAGUCGUCGUCGUCGUCCGGAAGCGGCGGGGGGAGGGAGCCGGCGGCGGCGGCGGCGGUGCUGUGCGCGCCGCGCCCGCGGAGGGUCCAGGCCCAGCCCUGCAGCGCCGACCUCAUCCUUGGCCCUCCGCCCUUCCUCCUCAACUCCUCCGGCAACACCAGAAAGCAGAUAGAAGGGAAUCUUCACAAGACGCGUGGGGACGAGGACGAGGGCUGGGCGAUGUUCGGCGGGUCGCCGCCGGCGCGGGUGGACAACCCGCUCGUCCACGACCCGCACUUCCUCCUCAACCAGCGGGCCCCGGCCUCGGAUCUCGCCGUUUUUGACCACCACAUCCGCAGCAGCCACCACCACAUCCCUACUUCCUAUAACAGCAGCAGCAGCAGCAGAGACCACAGUUUUGCCCCGUCGUACGCGCCGGCGGUGAGGAUCCAGGGCUUCGACGUCGCCUCCUGCCGGGGCUCCCACAACAGCAGCAACAGCAACGGCCGCGUGCUCUCCGCCCGCGCCUGACCGGCGGCUCCGGCAGCGGAGGAGAGAACCGAAUCGAACCCCAUCCAGUCCUCACAUCUUGUACAGUUUUCGCCGGCCAAGCAUCGUCCCGUCCGUAAGUACGUGUAGUGUAAUAUUAUCAUGCUAUAUAUACGUGUGGUAAAUUAAUCAGCCAUCCCAUCGCAUCCUGUGAUAUAUACGGUUUCCUUUAUAUUAACAUGAGAUCGGUAGCGAGGGUCCAAGAUUAAGUUAAAGGAAGAAGGGUGUUUUGAGUAGAUUUGAGAUCGUCUUUACACAGACAGAAGAGAGGAUGAAAAAAAGGGGAGAGGGAAAGAGAGAAAUUCUUCGCUACUUCAUCCUUUUUCUUCCUCGAGCUAGCUUUUUAUUUUCUUUCCUUUGUGUUGUGUUGGGGUCGUUUUUUUGUAGAUAUCGUGUUCUAGUUAUUAUUGUUCCAAAGGUCCCAGAUGAGUUGGAGAAAAAAAGAGAGGGCUCUGCUGUUGUGCUAAGCCGUCGUCCAUGUAACCAUGGUUGUACUGUACAAAGAAAAGGAUGAACAAAGAAGUUUGUACAUAAACUUUGAUACUACUAGCGUGUGAUCUACCAGUUGCAUGAGAAA
This is a messenger RNA of Brachypodium distachyon (stiff brome), 1515 nucleotides long. RefSeq lists its product as uncharacterized. The transcript has 2 exons. Lineage: Eukaryota; Viridiplantae; Streptophyta; Magnoliopsida; Poales; Poaceae. The record is from RefSeq and is a predicted model, not a curated record. Bases 378 to 920 code for a protein of 180 amino acids.